Brenthis ino (lesser marbled fritillary) is the source of this 1881-nucleotide messenger RNA. The record is from the annotation of a GenBank genome assembly. NCBI's taxonomy places the organism in Eukaryota, Metazoa, Arthropoda, Insecta, Lepidoptera, Nymphalidae.
AUGGAUUUAUUCGUUGUAAACAGAUACACGGGAGAAAAUGAAGAAGAAGAUGUAAUAAAUCAGGAAACACUACAUUUACAAAGACUUAAGCAAAAAAUUGAAGAAAGAAAGAAAGUUUAUAAGCUUAGUAAAAAAAUUCCUGAAAUUAUAACACUUAAAGAACCUGAGCCUAUAAAAAAUUUAGACAACAAACUAAACAGCAGAGAUGAUAAUAAACAGAGCUCGUUAAAUAAUCAGAAUGAUGAAUUACAUUCAUUAGAUGCAGGAACUGAAUCAAAUAAAAAAGAUAAACUUAGUAAAUCUAAGAGUGAUUUUAAAAUUUUGGGCACAACAGAUUUUGAAAAGAAAUCUAAGAUUGAAAGAGUUCUUCCAUACUGGCUAUCACAUGCAUACAGUAUUUCCAAAAAUCUUCAAAAACUUACAUGUUGUGUAGAAGAACAGGAAUGGCUCAGUAGUGUUCUAAAAGCUACAUUAGCAAGUGAAGGUCUCACACACUUAUUUCCUGUGCAAGAGCAAGUUAUUCCUUUUAUCAUUAAAGAACAUAAGCAGCCAGAACCAUUUAGACCACAUGAUAUAUGUGUAUCUGCACCAACAGGCAGUGGGAAAACAUUGGCUUUUGUACUACCAAUAGUCCAAGUUUUAAUGAAUCAACUUGGUCAUCACAUUAGGGCUUUAGUUGUAUUACCAGUACAAGAACUAGCAGCACAAGUAGCAAAAGUGUUUAAGAAAUAUUGUACCAAUACUGGUCUAAAAGUAGCAUUAUUGAGUGGAUCUACACCUUUGCAAAAGGAGCAACAGCAAAUAAUGAGACACACUGAAACCUUGGGAUGGAUAAGUGAAAUAGAUAUAAUUGUAUGCACAGCGGGUCGCUUAGUGGAGCACUUACAUAAUACUGAAGGUUUCUCUUUAAAACAUCUGAAAUUUCUAGUUAUUGAUGAAGCAGAUAGAAUUAUGGGUAAUGUUCAAAAUGACUGGCUCUAUCACUUAGAUAAACAUAUAAAAAGUGAAAGUCAAAUCACAAGUAAAGUGCCACAUCUAAAUUGGAACACUAUUAGUAACGGAAAAUCACCAAUACAUAAACUAUUGUUUUCUGCAACAUUAUCCCCUGACCCAGAAUUGUUAGAGCAAUGGGGCUUGUAUCAGCCAAAACUAUUUUCCGCAGCUCCUAUAAAUGAUAUAACAAGUAAGAAUAAUGUUAAAAAGUUCACAACACCAGAUGAAUUAGAAGAACAAUAUGUUACUUGUACGCCAGAAGAAAAACCUCUUAUUCUAUACCACUUCCUAUCUGAACUAAAAUGGGAUAAAACAUUGUGUUUCACAAACUCUGCACAGUCGGCGCAUAGACUGACUGUACUGUUGGAUGCAUGGGGAAAAGGGAAAUUUAAAGUGGCAGAAUUGUCAGCAGCUUUGGACAGAUCAAACAGAGAGACAGUGCUGAAAAAAUUCAAACAAGCAGAAAUUGAUGUAAUAAUAAGCACUGACGCUUUGGCCAGGGGAAUAGAUAUUCCAGAUUGUAAUUACGUUAUCUCUUAUGACCCACCUCGAAAUAUAAAGACGUAUGUGCAUAGAGUGGGGCGCACGGGACGAGCUGGGCGGAAGGGGAAUGCCGUCACCAUACUUCUUCACAAUCAAUUGCAUAUGUUCAAGGAAAUUCUGGCUUCUGCAAGUCAAAAUGAUAUACCUCAGUUAGAAAUACAACAACAUGUUUUGGCGCAUCUAAUAGAUGGAUAUGAAACUGCAAUACAUGAAACAAAGAACUCUAUCAGUAACGAAAUAAAUUCCAAAGUUAAAAAAUCAAUAGAAUUGAAGAGAGCAGCUAAACCAAAAUCACGUAAAAGAAAACGUCAAGAUAAUAAUGUAAAUAUUAACGAGAAUAAACAU